GUACCGCAACGUCCUGCCCGCGCGGUCUUCGUCUCCUCUCGGCGUCUAGGAGCUCUCUGGUGGUCCGUGCGCAGCUAUGGCUCAGCACUUCUCCCUGGCCGCCUGCGACGUGGUCGGCUUCGACCUGGACCAUACUCUGUGUCGCUACAACCUGCCUGAGAGCGCCCGGCUCAUUUAUAAUAGCUUUGCUCAGUUCCUGGUCAAGGAGAAAGGGUAUGACAAGGAAUUGCUCACUGUGACUCCAGAGGACUGGGAUUUCUGUUGCAAGGGCUUGGCAUUGGAUCUGGAAGACGGGAACUUCAUUAAACUUGCAGAUAAUGGCACCGUGCUCAGGGCAAGCCACGGCACAAAGAUGCUGGCUCCAGAGGUGCUGGCGGAGGAGUAUGGCAGGAAGGAGUGGAAGCACUUCACGCCAGACUCGGGAAUGGCCUGCCGGUCAGGAAAAUACUAUUUUUAUGAUAACUACUUUGACCUGCCUGGAGCUCUUCUGUGUGCCAGAGUGGUGGACUCUUUAACAAAGCAGAACAAUGGUCAAAAACCAUUUGAUUUUUGGAAGGACAUAGUUGCUGGUAUACAACAUAAUUAUAAAAUGUCAGCUUUUAAAGAAAACUGUGGAAUAUAUUUUCCAGAAAUAAAAAGAGAUCCAGGCAGGUAUUUACACACUUGUCCGCAAUCUGUUAAAAAGUGGCUUCGACAGCUAAAAAAUGCUGGGAAAAUUCUUAUGUUAAUUACCAGUUCUCACAGUGAUUACUGUAGACUCCUCUGUGAAUAUAUCCUUGGGAAUGAUUUUGAAUAUCUUUUUGACAUUGUGAUUACAAAUGCAUUGAAGCCUGGUUUCUUCUCCCAUUUACCAAGUCAGAGGCCUUUCCGGACACUUGAGAAUGACGAGGAACAAGAGGCCCUGCCAUCUCUGGAUAAACCUGGCUGGUACUCCCAAGGGAAUGCGGUCCAUCUUUAUGAACUUCUGAAGAAAAUGACUGGCAAACCUGAACCCAAGGUUGUUUACUUUGGUGACAGCAUGCAUUCAGAUAUUUUCCCAGCCUGUCAUUAUAGUAAUUGGGAGACAGUCCUCAUCCUGGAAGAGCUCAGAGGGGACAGAGACGGGAAGCCUGAGGACUCAGAGCCUCUAGAGAAGAAAGGAAAAUAUGAGGGACUGAAGGCAAAGCCUCUAAAUAGAUUAUCUAAAAAAUGGGGCUCUUUUUUUAUUGAUUCAGUUUCCGGACUGGAAAAUACAGAAGAUUCCUUGAUUUAUACAUGGUCUUGUAAGAGAAUCAGCACUUACAGCACUAUUGCAAUUCCAAGUAUUGAAGCAAUAGCAGAAUUACCCCUGGACUACAAAUUUACAAGUUUCUCUUCAAACAAUUCAAAAACAGCAGGCUAUUAUCCAAACCCUCCAUUGGUCUUAUCAAAUGAUGGGAAACUGACAACCAAAUAAACUAUGUUUACUGAAAAAUGAAGUGAAGAAACUAUAUGUACAGCAAAUGUACUGUAAAAAUGUUAAUUUUCAAAAACUACUGUAAAAUGCUUUAUAGAAACAAAUUCUUAAUGAAGUGACCAAGAAAUUGGUAUGUUUUUCCAUAGGUCUCCUUUCUAUAGAGAUCAUCUUGAUACCCAACAACUCUCAUUAUGUUAAAAUCUCAAUAUCUUAGAACUGAAAAGAAUCUUACUAAUAUUUUCUAUACUAGCAGUUCUGAGAUUAGAAUCACCUGGGGAUAUACAUACAUACACAUGCAUAUUUACACAUUUGCCUAGACCAGUGGUUCUCAAAGUGUGUUCCCCAAACCACUAGUGUAGCAGCACCUGCAAACUUGAUAGAAAUGCAAAUUUACAGGCCCCAUCCCAGACAUACAGAAUCAGAAACUCUGGGAAUGGGACCCAGCAAUCUGUGCUUCAUUACAGUGUGGUUCACACUAAAGUUCAAGAACCAUUGACUAGACCAUAACCUCCAGACAUUGGUUUAAUUGGUCUGGGGAUACAGAUGAGCAUUGAUGUCUUUAAUAUGCCCCAGGAAAAUGCAGCCAGAAUUGAGAACAACUGAUCUACACCUGUUGUUUCAACUUAAAGUUCAGAACACCAAGUCUAGUAAGAUUAAAUUAUUUUAACUAUGCUAUUUUUGUGGUUACCAAAGCAAGGAAGUAGACAUGAUGUCUUCUGAGACUACACAGCCAUAAUGGGACAGGGAUGAUAGAGAAGCCAACUAUUUCAGCCUCCAAUGUUACCCAUUAGGGUUUUUUUCCUCCCUAAUAAUGUUAAAGGCUGUUUACUUCACUCUAAGGCUUGUAUUCUCAGUGGGGCAAAAAUCGGUUCUUGGGGUGAAAAAAAUCUUAGUAUAACGCAAUGGAUAAUGGUCCUCCAUAUCUCAACCCUACUCAAUAAAAUCUUAUUCCUUAGUAUUAAUUUCUCUCAUUAGGGAGAAAUGUAAUUUAAAGUUAAAUUUAUUAAAUAUUUUUCUCCUAGGGUGGGGGGGGGUGAUAAUGAAAAGAGAGGUUGAGAAAAAUUGCUUUAAGAGGUUUUAUAGUUAUACUACAAUCCAGGAUUAUUGUGUUCGAUGUGCUAAUGUAUAGUCAUAUUAGUAGCUGUUUGCUGCAAGAUGUUUGGACCCAGAUAAUGUUUACAAUAUAAAUUCUUGGCUACUCUUUAUGCUGUAAUUUUACCCUGUCCAUCAUGGACAUAUCAGAAAACACUGGUCACCAUCAUUUUACUUGGAUUGUAGCAGAGAAUUUAACGUAUUGAUGGAUGCAAUGAAGUUAAGUAUUUUGUUAAAUUUUUAAGUGCUCAGAUAAUCCCAAAUAUAUUGUGGGGAUGAGUAUCUCAGGGUAGGUAAACAGUUACUGAUUUUUUUUCCUCAAAGUCAGUAGCUUUCUUCAAUAUCUACUAAUAAAUGUGAUUGUCUUUGAAAUUGAGUUCCAAAAUCUUAUUGGAAUAAAGAGCAUACAUAAUCAAGCUUAGGGCUUAAGUGAAAGAUGCUGUUUCAUGUAAACUUUCAGUAGACAUUUGAUUUCUUUUAAAAAUAAAGCUCUUUUUCCUUAUGCAUGUUUAUUUUGUCAAUGGCAAAGAAUAAUACAUCUUUAAAUGCUUAUAAACUGCUCUUGUUAAUAUGAAAAAUGCGAACUCCAAGGUAAGAAGUUAAUUGCAUUUUUUUGGCCACUGAAGAGUCAAAAAAAUUCACUCAAGUCAGAAGUUCUAGUCCUACUUUUACCAGCAGCUACCAAAGAAAUCGGAACAAGUUACCACCUAAUCUGACCUUAGUUUUUUCCAUCUUGUGAAAAAGAUGGUUAAGAGUUUAUAUCCAAGUUUCCUCCCACUUUUCUAGCAGAGUCAGUCAGUGCUUCUGUUGGACUGUAAUU
Molecule: messenger RNA, 3347 nt
Organism: Lagenorhynchus albirostris (white-beaked dolphin)
Lineage: Eukaryota; Metazoa; Chordata; Mammalia; Artiodactyla; Delphinidae
Gene: NT5DC1
Product: 5'-nucleotidase domain containing 1
Exons: 12
Coding region: 77-1435 (452 amino acids)
Molecular function (GO): 5'-nucleotidase activity
Source: RefSeq, a predicted model, not a curated record